UGCAUAGAUAGAAGACAGGGAUCCCCAGCUGGGAGGAGGGAGGAGAGCUGAAGAUCGCUGCCUGAGCUGGCUGAUCUAAGCAGUCAAAGUGGGAGCUGAGUGCUUGAAAGAGGAUUAUGCUCGCCCUAGACAUAAGCAGUAAAUCUGUGGUUCUCUGGUCAGCAAGUUCUGGCAAUGAAGCCACUGCUGCUGGUGCAAAGAAUUCUGGGAUGUCUGACAGUGAAAUGGAUGGAAGGACCCACAUUCCAUCUCUACUUAAUGUCCUUUUGUCCAGCAAUCGGGUCAUGCAAAUGAGCUACUUGAAAAGUAAAGAAAAAGGAUAUGGAAAACUAAGCAGUGACGAAGACCUCGAAAUAAUUGUUGACCAAAAGCAGGGAAAAGGCUCUAGGGCGGCAGAUAAGGCUGUUGCCAUGGUGAUGAAGGAGAUACCGAGGGAGGAGUCUGCUGAAGAAAAGCCCCUCCUUACUAUGACUUCACAGCUGGUGAAUGAACAGCAAGAAAGCAGACCCCUCCUGAGUCCCUCCAUCGAUGACUUUCUCUGUGAAACCAAAUCGGAGGCAAUAGCAAGGCCAGUAACGUCCAACACAGCUGUCUUGACCGCAGGCUUAGAUCUUCUGGACCUCAGUGAGCCGGUCUCGCAAACCCAAACCAAAGUCAAGAGGUUGGAGGCCUCAUCGAAAACCUCAUCCCUCAAGAAGAAGGCUGACGGAUCUGAUCUCAUCGGUGCGGAUGCUGAGCAGAGAGGCCAGCCCCUGCGAGGCCCGGAGACAUCAUCCUUAGACUUGGACAUUCAGACACAACUGGAAAAAUGGGAUGAUGUCAAGUUUCAUGGAGAUCAUAAGAGUCAUCCAAUGGCAGAGAGAAAAUCAUGCUCAUCUAGAACUGGAUCAAAAGAACUGUUGUGGUCCUCAGAGCACAGGUCUCAGCCGGAGCUGAGCGGCGGGAAAAGUGCGCUGAACUCUGAGUCGGCCGCCGAGUUGGAAUUAGUGCCUCCCACACAGGCUCGACUGACCAAAGAGCAGCGCUGGGGAAGUGCAUUACUCUCCAGAAACCACUCCUUAGAAGAGGAAUUUGAAAGGGCAAAAGCAGCAGUGGAGUCAGAUACAGAGUUUUGGGAUAAGAUGCAAGCAGAAUGGGAAGAAAUGGCCCGGAGGAACUGGAUAUCCGAAAACCAAGAAGCCCAGAAUCAAGUUACCGUCUCAGCUAGCGAGAAGGGCUACUACUUCCACACCGAAAACCCAUUCAAGGACUGGCCCGGUGCGUUUGAAGAAGGCUUGAAACGGCUGAAGGAAGGGGACCUCCCGGUCACCAUCCUGUUCAUGGAGGCGGCAAUUCUUCAGGACCCUGGAGAUGCGGAGGCAUGGCAGUUCCUCGGGAUAACCCAGGCAGAGAAUGAAAAUGAGCAAGCAGCUAUUGUCGCCCUCCAGAGGUGCUUAGAAUUGCAGCCCAACAACUUGAAAGCUUUGAUGGCUUUGGCUGUGAGUUACACUAACACCGGCCAUCAGCAGGAUGCCUGUGAAGCUCUGAAGAAUUGGAUUAAGCAAAAUCCAAAGUACAAAUACCUUGUGAAGAGCAAGAAGGGAUCUCCAGGCCUCACACGGAGGAUGUCUAAGUCUCCAGUUGAUAGCUCUGUCCUGGAAGGAGUGAAGGAAUUAUAUCUGGAAGCUGCCCACCAGAAUGGAGAUAUGAUCGACCCAGAUCUACAGACAGGUCUGGGGGUCCUGUUCCACCUGAGCGGAGAAUUUAACAGAGCAAUUGAUGCAUUUAACGCUGCCUUAACUGUUCGGCCAGAGGACUAUUCAUUAUGGAACCGUCUGGGGGCGACCUUGGCCAAUGGAGACCGCAGCGAGGAAGCCGUGGAGGCCUACACGCGAGCGCUGGAGAUCCAGCCAGGCUUCAUCCGAUCCAGAUACAAUCUGGGCAUAAGCUGCAUCAACCUGGGCGCCUACAGAGAAGCAGUCAGCAAUUUUCUCACUGCCCUCAGUCUACAGAGAAAGAGCCGGAACCAGCAGCAAGUGCCGCACCCGGCCAUCUCCGGGAACAUCUGGGCUGCCCUCAGAAUCGCGCUUUCUCUGAUGGACCAACCGGAACUCUUCCAGGCGGCUAACCUCGGUGACCUGGAUGUCCUCCUGAGAGCCUUCAACCUGGAUCCUUGAAGGAACAGAAAAAUAAUAAUAAUAAUCCCUUGUCUGUAUACAUCACUGAGAAAUGCAAACCUAUUUUAUUAUUAAUUCUAAAAAGGUGAAACCAGAUGUUUGAAAUGCCGUGGCGAUAAAACCCAAGGGAAUUCCUACAGACAACACCCAGUCUCUGUUCAGAUCCAAAGCACAAAAUGUUAUAUAGAGAGUCAAGGUCAGGCUUGAAAGAAGACUCAAGAGGCUCAAGACAAACCAAGAUAAAGCAACUAUGUGAAUACCCUUUUCACAAGCUGCAAGCUUAUCGCAAAACAUCUUUGGGUUUUUGUCCCCACUUGUGGCUGAUGACACAUCUAAGGAACUUGCUGGUGGGACACCUGGAGAAAGCACUGCCUCGGAUCAGGGAAUUCUGACUAUUUCUGAACUGUCCCCUGAAGUCCCCCCGUUUAGAAGACUGAACAUAGUUUGGGCCAAGG
Molecule: messenger RNA, 2611 nt
Organism: Pteronotus mesoamericanus
Lineage: Eukaryota; Metazoa; Chordata; Mammalia; Chiroptera; Mormoopidae
Gene: PEX5L
Product: peroxisomal biogenesis factor 5 like
Exons: 16
Coding region: 117-2156 (679 amino acids)
Biological process (GO): protein import into peroxisome matrix, docking
Cellular component (GO): peroxisomal membrane; cytosol
Molecular function (GO): protein binding
Source: RefSeq, a predicted model, not a curated record